Molecule: messenger RNA, 2934 nt
Organism: Ctenocephalides felis (cat flea)
Lineage: Eukaryota; Metazoa; Arthropoda; Insecta; Siphonaptera; Pulicidae
Exons: 2
Coding region: 1-2934 (977 amino acids)
Source: RefSeq, a predicted model, not a curated record
AUGGUCGCGAAUCCACGGGAAAAAAAUCAAGAGUUGAACACCUCAGAGGAUGAAAGUGAAUCUUUAAUGUACGAGUUGGUUCCAACAUCAGAAAAUGUUUUUAGGUUGAAAAUAACACGAAAACAUUUGGAUAGAUCAGUGAAGCCUGAAUAUUUAAAAGUGACUUCAGACCAAAGUUCUGUACAAAAUUUUUAUGAAGAUAAUACAGCUCAGAAUACAAAAUCUUCUAAUCAAACUAAGAAGAAGAAGGUUAAAAAAUCAAGACGAAGACGAAAAAGUGAAUACGAAACCACUGAGGAAGAGGAAGAUUUCAUGUCUGAUGAGUCGGAUUAUACUCCUUGGAAAAACAUUGCUGUGUCUUCAAAUCGAAUGACAACUAGAUCUUCAACGAAACAGUUCAAAACUCCUGUAAUAGAAGAAGUAUUUUGUCAAAACCAAGGUGAUGCGUGGAAACGAAUUUUUGGUGAGUAUGAUAAGAACACAAUUGCAGUUGAAACCAAUAAAGAUGAAACAAUUGAUUUGACUAUGGAUUUCGAUGACGCUUUUAAUAGUGAUGUCUGCAACAAUAGUGCCGCUGCCGCCAAUAGUUCCAUCAACAAGCAACAUUAUGGGAGCAAGUCCCCAAAAAGAAUUAAAAUAAAAAAUGAACAUGAAACCGAUUCAGGAUUCUGUGUGUAUGAAGGACCAUCAUUGAAAAAGAUAGAGCAGCAUAUAAAUCAAGACAACGAAGAUUCAUGCAUAAUCAUCGAUGACGAUGAUGAUGAAACUGACAAAAAAGAUAUUUUAAGAAACAAUAUUUUGCAAUCUUUUGAUAUUGAUUCUACCGUAAAUAACGAAGGAUGCAGCAGAGAUCUACAGUUGCAUGACGAAUUAACAAGGAACGACAAAUUGAAUCAUCAGUUUUAUAACAAAGAUCAUACCACCUCCGAUAAAGAUCUUGUUAGAGACCAAGAAUCGUGGAGAUUUUCUCCAAUCGAUUACUCAAUGUAUGAAAAUACGACAACUGUUCAAAAAAUUGAUGCAGCAAAAAAUCCCGAACAAAAGGAUAAUGAAACCAAAAAUAAUUAUGGUUUAAAUCAGUCAAGAAUUACAAUGAACGGUACUUCCAGAAUAACAUCAAAUUCAACACAAUAUGAUUGUCAUGGAACAAACAUAAAAUUAAAUGAAAAUAAUAUCAGCCAUGAAAGAUUUUCGGAAAACCCAAGAUAUUCCAACCCUAAUAUUGAAGGGCGGGAGCGAAUCGAAAAUUUUUCAUUGAUUCGCGAUCAAUCUAAACCAUUUUAUAACAAUAAAAUAAACAUGUCAAAGUCACCCCAAGAAUAUAUUCAACUUGGACUUGGAUCUAGUAAUGAUGGUUUUCAGAAUACUUCAGUCAAGAAGUUGUGGGAACCAGAAAAGCGAACGAGUGAAAAUAUUUCGAAAUAUGGUACAAUCACAAAUAAUUUGGAAUACAACCACUCUUCAAGAAACAAAUCAUCUAUUUCAAAAAAUCAAAAUAACCGAACGACUAUUGAUGCUUAUUUUAAGAAACAGCCACCAUCGUACAGUGGUGAUCGUGCACGUGGAAAUAGCGCAAAUAAAACUGUCUCAAUGAUAUGUACAACAUUUUUACCAUCAUCCAAAACUUCGAAUAACCAUGAGAAGAUAAAGGAUAUUAAGGGAACCGACAAAAUUUGUUUGCAAAAUCAAAAUAUUCAAGAAGUCCAAACAUCAAAUAUAAAUGACAAGAUUACAAGGCAAGCUGUGGCAAAUCUGUCAAGCUACGGUGGAACCCAAAGUUCAGUUUACAAAACACCAGUAAAUGAUCAAGAACAAGCAAUACAACCUCAAAAUACAUCAGGAUUUUCUUCUGUUAUCCGUUAUGCAAUGAACCAGAAAGAGCAAGACAAUGUAACUAAAAAGCAAGUUCAAAAAGGAAGAACUGAAUAUAAGCAAAGGUCAUUGCUGGAUUCAGGUGAUCUGAACAGUACAUCAGUUGCCAAAAAUAGAACUACAUCACUACACAGCUUGAUAAUGGAUUUAGUAACCAAUGCAGUAAAUCAGGAUGACUUUCGUGGUAAAAACCGUCGCUGCAAUAAUAGAAACACUAUUAAUUAUUACCCUCAAGAAAAUAUUAUUAACAAACAAGUUCAAGAACAGCAGUCAACAGAUGAAAUAUAUAAUUACAAUCGGUGCUAUAAUUACAACACUUCAACCCAAUCUGGAACAAAUGUUGAAAGUAAUUGUAAUAUAGCGACACGAAAUCAAACUAAUCCGUUUAUAUCUAAUGAUAUCUUCAAUCAAAACAAUAUAAAUAAUGACAAUCAGAACUUUGAAUGUGGUAGGACCAAUGUUGUACCUGACAUUUAUAAACAAAGGGACAAUCUCGGCUACAGAAUCGAUAAUUUUGAGUCAACUUUUAAACCAUUUGUGCCGCACUUUUCGGCAAAUUUGCCAGGAAAUAAUAAUCCCUAUAGGUGGACAUCUUCAAACAAUGCGGUACAUCAUCUUAAAGAACACACGGAAGUUGUGCCACAAGUAAACCCACCAGAAAGUGUUUAUUGGCAGCCUAAAAUGUAUCAAGAUAUUCAACAACGGCAGGAACAGAAUCUGCACAAUGCGACAACUAAUUAUGAAAAUCAAUUGACAAAUAGAAAUUUUGUAAUAUCUAACCAAGAAUAUUCAAUGGAAAAUGUAUCAAACAACUGCUUUGAUAAUCAGCCUUUUAAUAGCGAGAACUCAAGUUUUAUUUCAAAUCCCUGCAAUUCAACAAUGCAUCAACCAAAUGCCAACACCAAUUUUAACGAUUACCAAAAUAUUACGGAACAUCAGCUUUACGAAAUUAAUCGUUUUUAUAGUUAUGAUCCAAAAACUGGACAACCAGAAUUUGAAUUAGAAACAAAUUUUACACAAGAACCAAUUAAUCUUGCUGUGGAACAUGGUGGAAGAUUUUGA